Messenger RNA from Sorghum bicolor (sorghum), 1123 nucleotides. RefSeq names its product V-type proton ATPase 16 kDa proteolipid subunit. Gene Ontology annotation, biological process: proton transmembrane transport. Lineage: Eukaryota; Viridiplantae; Streptophyta; Magnoliopsida; Poales; Poaceae. The transcript has 3 exons. Bases 251 to 748 code for a protein of 165 amino acids. Gene Ontology annotation, cellular component: proton-transporting V-type ATPase, V0 domain. Gene Ontology annotation, molecular function: proton-transporting ATPase activity, rotational mechanism. The record is from RefSeq and is a predicted model, not a curated record.
UACUCCUCCCCGGUCGAGGGGUAAAACCGUCCUUGUCCCACCCCACCUCGCAGCGCCGUGGCCCUCUCGUCUUCUUCCCCACCCCAACCAAAACACCCACGCGCUCCCUCAGAUCAGAUCGGCAAGGCCAAUCCCGAGCAGAGGACCGAAACCUCGAGCGCUCGCGCCGGCGACCACACGACGAAGAGGAGGCCGCGGCACGAGAGCGCCCCAGGGUUCCCGCUCUCGUCGCAGCAGCAGUAAGGGGAAGAUGUCGUCGGCGUUCAGCGGCGAUGAGACCGCCCCCUUCUUCGGCUUCCUCGGCGCCGCCGCGGCGCUCGUCUUCUCAUGCAUGGGGGCGGCGUACGGGACGGCCAAGAGUGGCGUCGGCGUGGCGUCCAUGGGUGUCAUGCGCCCCGAGCUCGUCAUGAAGUCCAUCGUCCCCGUGGUCAUGGCUGGUGUGCUCGGUAUCUAUGGCCUCAUCAUCGCUGUCAUUAUCAGCACUGGAAUCAACCCCAAGGCCAAGCCGUACUACCUCUUUGACGGCUACGCCCACCUGUCGUCUGGCCUUGCCUGUGGUCUUGCUGGGCUUGCUGCAGGCAUGGCCAUUGGCAUCGUUGGUGAUGCUGGUGUCAGGGCGAAUGCUCAGCAGCCAAAGUUGUUUGUGGGCAUGAUCCUCAUCCUGAUUUUCGCUGAAGCGCUUGCCCUCUACGGUCUCAUCGUCGGCAUCAUCCUUUCAUCCCGUGCUGGCCAAUCCCGUGCAGAUUAGGCACAUAUUUCAGAUGUGAAUGCUGUGCGGACUGUUACCGUUACCUGGUUGUAGCUGGGUCAUGUUCUAUAUCCAUGAGACAAGAAGCUGGAGCACUUUUUAGAGGCUUAUUUUUUAUGCUGUCUAGUUUUCGUUCCGUUGAGUUGAGAAAACAAGAAAACUUGUGUAACCAUGGGUGGACUUUUCCCUUGUGGUGUCAUUCUUUUCCCCGUCGUGGUGGUGGGCUGUGGUUGAUGCUUCUUUCUGCACAGUUUUUGCUGGGGCUGUAAUCUGGUGAAUAAGCGAGUGCAUGCAACGCAAUGGGAGCUGAAGACUCUUGUUCAAUCCUCUUGUUUAGUCGUUUUCUGUGAUCUAAGAAUAUUUUUGUGUGGGAAA